Messenger RNA from Rotaria socialis, 1098 nucleotides. NCBI's taxonomy places the organism in Eukaryota, Metazoa, Rotifera, Eurotatoria, Philodinida, Philodinidae. The record is from the annotation of a GenBank genome assembly.
AUGAUUUCCAAGUCAAUUUUAACAGAUCUUACAAAUUGUACAAUUGCGGAUCGAUCGAAAAAUGCAAAUAAUGUUAAUAGUAAAGAUUCGCAUCGAACACAAUCAUCUUUAUCUAAUAUAACAACAACACAUGAACAUGAUCCUGGUUCUGAAUCGGAUGAAGUUCUUGGUGAUGAUACUCAUUACAUCAAUAACAAUAACAAAAAAUUGAAAGCUGCAAAAAAUAAAGCUACUGCGAUAUCAAGAAAUAAUUACUUAACUACCACAACAAUUGAAACAACAUCUGUACAAUCAUCACAAGUAUGGAAAUAUGCCAUACGUUGUCCAAAUUCAAAUUUUUCAAUUUGUUCUUUAUGUCUAAAUGAUAAAAAAGUUUCAACAAACAAUGGGUCGACGUCGACUUUACGUAAACAUUUGAUUUCAGAGCAUCAAUUACAUGAAUUAGCAUUACCAAAUAACAAACGUUAUGAGCAUCUGACUCGGUAUUCAGUGGCUCGUCUGCUAAAACGUCUUCAUAAGCUCCAUUUAAAGAAAUUAAUUAAUGAUUUAGCAUUAAUUGGUGAUAUUUCAAUAACUCUAGACCUGUGGAGCAACAAACAAAUGCGAUCAUUCUUGGUAAUUACAGGUCAUUAUUUUAAUAAGAAUGGUUUUGAUUUACAAUCAACAGUUUUAAAUUUCUCAACACUUAAUGUUCAUCAUAACUCGGUUGAUAUUCUUCGUGUAUUACAAGAGAAAUUGAAAGAACUUGAUAUAUUACACAAUGUGGUUCGAGUGACUUCCGAUGGUGGUCGUAAUGUGGUCCGUGCCAUUCGUGAUCUGCACUUGAAUUUAGAGUAUAAUUUGAAUCAUGGACUGAAUGAUGCAGAAAAAGAGAUGGCAAAUAUUGACCGAUUAGACAAUAAUGAUGAUAUUGGUGAACCCGACGAAAUAAAUAUGAAUGUUACUCGUGAUGAAUCAGAUGAUGAUGAAUUAUCGGAAACAUAUGAUUCGAACGACGAAGAAGAAUUAUUACUUAAAGCAACGAUGAAGAAUUCGUGGAUGAUUGGACAACAAAUGUUAUUCAAUCAGAUUUUGAUAUUGCUUGUGAACAGAAUAUGA